Trichomycterus rosablanca is the source of this 2135-nucleotide messenger RNA. RefSeq lists its product as uncharacterized. The coding region runs from base 761 to 1993 and encodes 410 amino acids. The record is from RefSeq and is a predicted model, not a curated record. Lineage: Eukaryota; Metazoa; Chordata; Actinopteri; Siluriformes; Trichomycteridae. The transcript is spliced from 3 exons.
UCUUAAGCACUCCACUUCAGCUGCCUCGGCUGACAACUCCAUACAUCAGUUGCCCUUGUUUUCAACAGCUGAGUUGUUGGUGCUGGAUGUGCUGAAGUCUUCAGUGUCUCAGAUCAGUCAGCAACAUGAGAGAUAUGAUGAGGCUGCAAAAGUUAAGAUCGUGGAUUUGGCUAGUCAAUUAAGUGAUCAAGACAUUUCCAUUGAGCUCCCAAGUCCCUCAUUGUUGUCUUCCCCUGGAAUCAUAACAGGAUGGGAGAGAGAUGCCAGCUGUCAACUGUCCAGCUCUGACGAAUCCCUCAUCAAUCGGGUGCCAUCAAUUGAAGAUCAAUGUUCUGGAAUAAUUCAGUCACAGACAACCACAACUGACAAGAUAACAGAGGAAAAUGAAAUUGAUGAGAUCAUUGAAGAAACUGUUGGACAAACCCUGGAGUCUGUGAUCUCCAUCCUUGAAAGCCAAGGACUUCUGUCAUUUGAGUCUGAUGAAGUUCCGUCAAGUAAAUCCAGUAGCUCAGACUCAGUUAGUUGGGCAUCUGUUAGAUCAUCAACAAAUCUUAGAGGGUUUGGCUUAGAGGGUAUCAAUUUAACAAACAGAAGCCCAAGUCCAACCCAGCGCCCAGGCUCCGGCUCUCCUAUCCUGCUGAGUGUAGACUCACAGAAGGUCCUAACUAAGACUUUGGUGGAAAUCCAAAGAAAAUUGUCAAGUUAUGAACCAUCUGUGUCACCUCGACAAAUCAUCUCACCAGACGACACUGAUGCCAUCAUGGACCUCAUUAGUGGCAUACUGAGACGAAUUCAAGAAACUUCAAGUUCAGAUUCCAGUCUGCAGGGAUCUUCCACCUCCUCGAAGAGUACCACUACGUUGAAUAAUCAGAUGGUUCAGUUGAAUAAGCAGGAACUGUUUGGACAACCAUCAAGCAUAUCUGCUUCUUUCAGCAGCCUUGAGUCCGUACACAAAGGCUGUAAAGUCAUAUUGGUAAAAUCUGCUGACAUGUCUGCACGAUCUGAAAUAAGCAUGAAUGAGAGACCAAGGACUUGUCCCUUAACAAAGAAGGACAGUACUGACCUCAAGGAAACCAUGAGGCAGAUACUUAGUAAAUUUGACAGCGAAAAAUACCAGAAAGAAGCUGAUGAUAAUCUGACUGAUUUGCUGUCUGAUGCCCUCUACAAACACAUUCAGAGUAAAUGCCAAUCUGAGAUUUCAGGGCUAAAUGAAUGCACCAGCUCUCAGGUUGAGUGCAAUCUUUCACCCAGCGACAGUGUUACAUCAAGUGAUAUUGAAGUGGCCUCCUCUGCACUGACCGAACUGGUGUUAAAUGACCUGAAGGGCACUUUUGAUAAAAAGGUGGAGAACUUCAAAUCCAGCCAGAAUGACAUCAAUCCAGAGAUAGAACCGACUUUAGAGAAGCUCCUCGACCAGCCACACAGGAGUGAGACUGACCUGAUCAUCACUGAAGUCACAGACGAGGACUUUUCUUCUGAAGGAAGUAUCAGUGAUGUUGAUGAUAGCAACCAUUGUCCUGAAGUAGCUAGUCAGAUCAUUGGGUCUUUUGGGUACAACCAAAUUCUGAAGAAAGCAGUGGACAAAACUGCUAGAAAAGUUCUUAUAGAGUUUAGCUUGCCUGAGUCAUUAUCUGUCAAAGAGUUUUCUCCUGAUACAGAAUGGCUCAGAUCGCUGACUUCAGAGGCUAUACGGUUGCGAUCUUUGAUUGUGGGAGGGGUUUUAGAAAAUCUGUCUCAAAAUGCAGCAAGAAGAGAUGCAACGGACGAGUCCAGUGAACAAAUCCAGUCCAUGCAAACACCAGAUGCCAAAGAUGAACCCAACACAGCUGGAAAUUUUACAGAUGCUCUAACCAACAAUGUGCCUGAUGACCAAAAUGGCAUCAAGCAAAAGAAGAGGAGACCUAUCCGUGCCUUCUUUAGGAGAGCCUGGCAGGCAGUAAAGCAGACCUUUACCCGCAGCAAGAAACGAUCCAACAAGAUUUUUCCUGCUUAAUUUUCCAAACCCUUCUAAUCUGCAAAUGCCAUUGUUAGGAAAAAGACAUUUGCAAGGACAUUUUUGGUGAAGGCAUUUUUGUUUUUUUCUCAUUAUGGUACUCUCCACCAUACCACAAUUGUCUUUAACAUGUUCUGUGUAU